GCUGGAUGGAGCGUGUGUCUUUCAGCUGCUGCAGCUCCUUCAGCACCCUGAAAAUACCUCCCUGUCCCAGAGCUGUCGCGCCCUCCGGCCUCGCCAUGCUCCUGCUGCUGGGGCUGUGCCUGGGGCUGCCCCUCUUCUCGGAGUCCCAGGAAGACGCGCGGAGCUGGGAUGACGCUUCGGAGCAAGUGGCGCUCAGGGUCCCCAGGCAACUCAGGCUGUUGCAAAGGCUGAAAGCCAAGCCCUUGAUGACGGAGUUCUCCGUGAAGUCUACCAUCAUCUCUCGCUAUGCCUUCACCACAGUCUCCUGCAGAAUGCUCAACAGAGCUUCUGAGGACCAGGAUGUUGAGUUCCAGAUGCAGAUUCCAGCAGCAGCUUUCAUCACCAACUUCACCAUGUUUAUCGGAGACAAAGUGUAUCGGAGUGAAAUUACAGAGAAAGAAAAGAAAAGCCGUGAUAGGAUAAAGGAAAAAAGAAACAAAACCACAGAUGAUAAUGGGGAGAAGGGAACGGACACAUUCCAAGCUUCCUUAGUGAUUCCCAGCAAGGACAAAGCCGCUUUCCUCCUCAGUUAUGAAGAGCUUCUGCAGAGAAGGCUGGGGAAAUACGAGCAUAUCAUCAGUGUGCGCCCCCAGCAGCUGGUGGGGAGGCUCACCGUGGAGGUGAAUGUUCUGGAGAGGUCGGGCAUUGAAGCCUUAGAGGUGCUACCUCUUCACAACAGCAGGAAGAAGGGCAGUGGGGUGGCGGAAGGCGACACAGGUCCUCCCCCUUCUACUGUUAUCAACCAAAAUGAAACUUUUGCCCAAGUUCUUUUUAAGCCGACUGUGGUCCAACAAGCUAAGAUUGCCCAGAAUGGAAUUUUGGGAGAUUUCAUCAUUCGAUACGAUGUCAAGAGAGAGCAGAGCAUUGGUGACAUCCAGGUUCUGAAUGGUUACUUUGUGCACUACUUUGCUCCUAAAGACCUCCCUCCUUUACCCAAGAAUGUGGUUUUUGUGCUUGACAUCAGUGCCUCUAUGGUGGGAGCGAAACUCCAGCAGACCAGGGAAGCCCUCGUCACAAUUCUCAAUGACCUUCGACCCCAGGAUCACUUCAAUAUCAUUGGGUUUUCCAACCGGAUUAAAGUGUGGAAGGACCACCUGCUGCCGGUGACUCCUGAUAACAUCAGGAAUAGCAAGCUCUACAUUUACCACCUGUCACCCACUGGAGGUACAGACAUCAAUGGGGCCCUUCAGACAGCCAUCAAACUGCUCAACAAUUAUGUGGCCCAGAAUGACAUUGAAGAUCGGAGUGUGUCCCUCAUCAUCUUCCUCACGGAUGGAAAACCCACCUUCGGGGAGACCAGUACCCACAAGAUUCUCAGCAAUACCAAGGAAGCCACUAGAGGUCAGAUCUGCAUCUUUACCAUCGGCAUCGGCAAUGACGUGGACUUCAAACUGUUAGAGAAACUUUCGCUGGAGAACUGUGGUCUUACACGGCACGUUCAGGAGGAGGAGAAGGCUGGAGCACAGCUCAUCGGGUUCUAUGAUGAAAUCCGGACCCCGCUUCUCUCUGAUAUCCGCAUAGAUUAUCCUCCUGACGUAGUAGAGCACGCCACCAAAACUCUGUUUCCCAACUACUUCAAUGGCUCUGAGAUCGUCAUUGCCGGGAAGAUGGUAGACAGGAAGUUUGAUCAGUUUCACGUGGAGGUCACGGCCAGCAACAGUAAGAAAUUUGUCAUCCUGAAAAAAGACAUCCCCGUGGAGUCCCAGAAGCUGGGAAAUGAUGUCACGGUCACCCCUGGGCCUGCCAGCGAUGGUGAGGAGGACCCCAACCACAUUGAGCGUCUUUGGAGCUACCUCACUGUGAAGGAACUGCUGAGCUCCUGGGUGCAGAGCAGCAGUGAGCAAGAGAAGGAGCAGCUGAGGCAGAAGGCCCAGGCUUUAGCCUUGAACUACCACUUCCUCACCCCCUUCACGUCCAUGAAGCUGAAGAAGCCAGGGCCCCACCCAGACAGGCUGGAGGACACCCGCGGCAUGUCAGCAGCCACAGGACCUGAGACAGUGGUGCAGAGCCUGCGAGGAGCCGACUCGGUGCAGCCAGGACCUGCUCUCAAGAAACCAUAUGGCCCAAGAAUUAAAAUCUCUAAAACAUCAGUGGAUGGUGAUCCCCAUUUUGUUGUGGAUUUCCCCUUAAGCAAACUCACUGUCUGCUUUAACAUUGAUGGAGAGCCUGGGGACAUCCUACGGUUGGUCUCUGAUCACCUGGACUCUGGGGUGACUGUGAACGGAGAGCUUAUUGGGGCCCCAGCACCUCCAAAUGGUCAUAAGAAACAGCGCACAUACUUCCGGACCAUCACCAUCCUCAUCAACCGGCCAGAGAGAUCUUACCUCGAGAUCACACCCAACAGGGUCAUCCUGGAUGGUGGAGACAGGCUGGUCCUCCCCUGCAACCAGAGUGUGGUGGUGGGGAGUCGGGGACUGGAGGUGUCGGUGUCUGCCAAUGCCAACGUCACUGUCACCAUCCAGGGUACCAUCACCUUUGUCAUCCUUAUUCAUCUGUACAAAAACCCAGCACCCUUCCAGCGAAACCACCUGGGCUUCUAUAUUGCCAACAGCAAAGGCCUCUCCAGCAAUUGCCAUGGCCUGUUAGGUCAGUUCCUGAACCAGGAUGCCAAACUCAUAGAUGACGCUCCUGCAGUGUACAGCAAGAAUCUUAGUAAUCAGCCAUUUCCUCAGACAGAAGGGAUGCCCGAGGCUAUCAUAAAGGUGAAAGGGCGCCGAGUUCCAGUGGUCUGGAAACAAAGGAAGAUUUAUAAUGGGCAAGAGCAGGUGGACUGCUGGUUUGAUAAAAACAAUGCCGCCAAGCUGAUUGACGGGGUGUACAAGGACUACCUGGCAUCUCAUCCAUUUGACACGGAGAAUACACUGAGCCUGAGGAUGUCCAGGAGAGCUGAGGCUGGCAGUCUUCAUGAGGAGAGUGUCUAACAGGGAAGCAAAUUGGGGUCUGCUCUGAAUGCAGCUCUUCUUGUUACCUGUGCCUACCUUGGCUCUUGCUGUGAGCUGCACUGUGUAGCCUGCCCCCUGGUGGAGUAGAGGUCCAAUGUCUGCUAGAGCAAUGAGUCAGGGCAGGAAGCGGGAGUGGAAAGACUGCAUUCUUCUUCCCCUUCCUACCUUCCUCAUGCCAUCUCCAUUAGACAAAAAUGGUAGCACCAAGAGGAGAGGAGAUCUAAUUAAGGAAAAUUGUGUGGCACCUGGCUUGACCACCCCUUAGUCUACUGUCAAGUAACCCUCUCUGAAAAAGCAAGGUUGCCACAGAAUUUGUUUUCUCUGUAACAGUGUCCGAGUGUGGGCACUCUGCUUUUUGUCUUUUAUUCAUGCUUAGGAAUCUCUCUUUUCAGUUGCCUUCCUCAUUCAGAUGGUGCUCUCAACUUCUUCUCUCAAGGUUAUUUACAUCGGGGCCAGGCCACCCAUCCUGCCAAUCAGUAGUCCACACAUUGGAUCACUUUAAAUGACUAAGUCUUUUCUUAGCAGAAGAUUGUUUUUUUUUUCUGCUCUGGAACCUUUAAAAAUUAGUUUUCAUUGUAAAAAUUUGGUGGAAAAAUAGAAAAAUUAAUAUCCCAGAUAUGGAUCUCUUUCUGAUUGGCUUUACAGGCCACUUGACCUUGCUGGUGGAUAUUUUAUUUUAAUAAGCUAAGUGCUUUUAAUAAAUAAGAAAACUCCCUGUGGAUGGUCUUUACUGGCCUGUCUUGGUGCUAGAGAGCCAGCUAGUUGAAAGAUAAAUCUUUUACUCUGAGCACUUCAGCUUUUGCUGUUAGUCCAAUACCUUCUGGUUUUGCCUUUAGAUGUCCAGGACAUAGUAAAUUACACGAGAACAGUGCUGGCAUAAGAGAGAGACCUAGCCUAGAGUCAGCUGCUCAGCUUCCCUGUGGAAGGAACCAACUUUUACAUUCUCAGAAGGAAGUGGAUUCACGCCUGCACACAUGGCUGAUGCACCAUGCACUAUAGCAGCACUGGCAGCCUGCAGAAGACAGGGCCCAUCAGUAUUCCAUCCAUGCUAGGGGAGGGUCAUGAGGCCCUAAAGAGCGAUGGGCAGUUAGUAAUUGCCUGAGAAAGGGGUGUGGUGUUCCUCGGUUGUAAUAUCUGCUGGUACGUUGCCCUGGCUCAAGAAAAUAACCCCCAAUUUACAGCAUGCAACCCUAAUUGAAUACAGUAAAUCACAUACACGUUUGGGAUAGGAAGGUGGGAGGGGACUCAUGGGGCUGAAGGAAGCCAUAAGAGAAGAUCAUGGGAGGUGGUGGAGUGGGAUCGAGGAACAUUAGUGAGGGAAAUGCCUGAAAUUGUGAAUGAAUGCACCAAAUAAAAGAAAAUCUAAGAAGA
This is a messenger RNA of Peromyscus maniculatus bairdii (prairie deer mouse), 4352 nucleotides long. RefSeq names its product inter-alpha-trypsin inhibitor heavy chain 5 (gene Itih5). Gene Ontology annotation, biological process: hyaluronan metabolic process. The record is from RefSeq and is a predicted model, not a curated record. Gene Ontology annotation, molecular function: serine-type endopeptidase inhibitor activity. Lineage: Eukaryota; Metazoa; Chordata; Mammalia; Rodentia; Cricetidae.